AUGAGGGGGAAAGGAGUUUCUAAUUGGGAGAAAGUAGUUAAGAUUUGUUUAUGGCUAGCUAUCUCACUUUAUUGGAUUUCUGGAGUUGUGUUGAUAUGCAUAGGAGUGUCUACCCAAGUGAAACUCCGGGAUACUUUUGUGGUGUUGAACAAAGGUGCUUCAGAGGUUCCUGCAAUCAUAAUGGUUGCUGGCACACUUAUAAUCAUCAUUGCAGGCUUUGGGGCAAUUGCUUUGCUAAAAUGCAACCCUAAAAUGAUCAAAGUGUUCACAGGCAUAUUGCUGGCACACCUGAGCACUGGAAUUGUAGUUGGUGCUGUUGCAUAUGCUUACAGAGAGAAGUUACAUCAAAUAUUACUGAAAGAUGUCUUGAAGACCUUGGACAAGUAUAGCGAAGAACUGCAGAUCACCAAAGCUGUGGAUAGCCUACAGAGACAGUUCCAAUGUUGUGGUGCAGAGAGCUAUACUGAUUGGCUAAAUACCACAUUUGGCUCUCUCUCUUCAUCUGUCCCAAGAAGCUGCUGUAAAGUACCUGUGGAAAGCUGUGUCACAGAUCUAAACAAAUAUCCAGUAGGCAUUAACCAGCAGGGAUGUGUUCUAAAAGUGAAGAAUUGGUUUGAAAAACACAUUUUUGUAUUUGGAGGGGUUGGCAUUUUUCUUGGACUAGCACAGCUAACUGGGAUCGUGCUUUGCUUUCUGCUGCUGAAAAUAUUAAAAGAGAAUUAUGAAAGUAUUGAAUAAGUUUAAGAAGCUGAUGUUACUUUUAUAGCUGAAACUGGA
Molecule: messenger RNA, 777 nt
Organism: Sceloporus undulatus (fence lizard)
Lineage: Eukaryota; Metazoa; Chordata; Lepidosauria; Squamata; Phrynosomatidae
Product: tetraspanin-6-like
Exons: 7
Coding region: 1-738 (245 amino acids)
Cellular component (GO): membrane
Source: RefSeq, a predicted model, not a curated record